AUGGUGAACUUCACAGUUGACGAGAUCCGGCAGUUGAUGGACAAGCCCACCAAUGUCCGUAACAUGUCCGUCAUUGCCCACGUCGAUCACGGCAAGUCUACCCUGACCGACUCCCUGCUCGCCAAGGCUGGUAUCAUUUCCACCGCCAAGGCUGGUGACGCCCGAGCCACAGAUACUCGUGCCGACGAGCAGGAGCGUGGUAUUACCAUCAAGUCCACUGCCAUCUCUCUGUACGGUCAGCUCGAGGAUGAGGAGGAUAUCAAGGACAUUGUCGGCCAGAAGACUGACGGCCGUGAUUUCCUGAUCAACCUGAUCGAUUCCCCCGGUCACGUUGAUUUCUCAUCCGAGGUCACUGCUGCUCUCCGUGUCACUGAUGGUGCCCUUGUCGUCGUCGACACCGUCGAGGGUGUCUGCGUCCAGACCGAGACUGUGCUGCGACAGGCCCUUGGUGAGCGCAUCAAGCCCGUCAUCAUCAUCAACAAGGUCGACCGUGCUCUUCUCGAGCUUCAGGUCUCCAAGGAGGAUCUGUACCAGUCCUUCUCUCGUACCAUCGAGUCCGUCAACGUCAUCAUCUCCACCUACCUCGACAAGUCCCUCGGCGACCUCCAGGUCUACCCCGAGAAGGGUACCAUUGCUUUCGGUUCCGGUCUGCACGGCUGGGCUUUCACCGUCCGCCAGUUCGCCAUCCGUUACGCCAAGAAGUUUGGUGUUGACAAGGGCAAGAUGAUGGAGCGUCUCUGGGGUGACAACUACUUCAACCCCCACACCAAGAAGUGGACCAAGAACGGUACCUACGAGGGCAAGCAGCUUGAGCGUGCUUUCAACCAGUUCAUUCUGGACCCCAUCUUCAAGAUCUUCUCUGCUGUUAUGAACUUCAAGAACGACGAGAUCGCCACCCUGCUUGACAAGCUCCAGCUCAAGCUGACCCCUGAUGACCGCUCCAAGGAGGGCAAGCAGCUGCUCAAGGCCGUCAUGCGCACUUUCCUGCCCGCUGCCGACUCCCUGCUGGAGAUGAUGAUCCUCCACCUUCCUUCACCCGUCACUGCCCAGCGCUACCGUGUCGAGACCCUGUACGAGGGUCCCAUGGACGACGAGGCUGCCAUCGGUAUCCGUGACUGUGACCCCAAUGGUCCCCUCAUGCUUUACGUCUCCAAGAUGGUUCCCACCUCUGACAAGGGCCGAUUCUACGCCUUCGGUCGUGUCUUCUCCGGUAAGGUCCGCUCCGGUCUCAAGGUCCGCAUCCAGGGCCCCAACUACACCCCCGGCAAGAAGGACGAUCUCUUCGUCAAGGCCAUCCAGCGUACUGUCCUGAUGAUGGGUGGCAAGGUCGAGCCCAUUGACGACAUGCCUGCCGGUAACAUUGUCGGUCUGGUCGGUAUCGAUCAGUUCCUGCUCAAGUCUGGUACCCUGACCACCAGCGAGUCUGCCCACAACCUCAAGGUCAUGAAGUUUUCCGUCUCCCCCGUCGUCCGACGCUCCGUCCAGGUCAAGAACGCCCAGGAUCUCCCCAAGCUGGUUGAAGGUCUUAAGCGUCUGUCCAAGUCCGACCCUUGCGUUCUUACCUACACUUCCGAGUCUGGUGAGCACGUCGUUGCCGGUGCCGGUGAGCUCCACCUCGAGAUUUGCUUGAACGAUCUCGAGAACGACCACGCUGGUGUUCCCCUCAUCAUUUCCGACCCCGUCGUCCAGUACCGUGAGACUGUCACGGGCAAGUCCAGCAUCACCGCUCUGUCCAAGUCCCCCAACAAGCACAACCGUCUGUACAUGGUUGCCGAGCCCAUUGACGAGGAGCUGUCCCUGGCCAUUGAGGCUGGCAAGGUCAGCCCCCGUGAUGAUUUCAAGGCUCGUGCCCGUGUUCUGGCUGAUGAUUUCGGCUGGGAUGUCACCGACGCCCGUAAGAUCUGGACCUUCGGUCCCGAUGGCACUGGUGCCAACUUGCUGGUUGACCAGACCAAGGCCGUCCAGUACCUCAACGAAAUCAAGGACUCCGUCGUCUCUGGUUUCCAGUGGGCUUCCCGUGAGGGUCCCAUUGCUGAGGAGCCCAUGCGCUCCAUCCGCUUCAACGUCCUUGAUGUUACUCUGCACGCUGAUGCUAUCCACCGUGGUGGUGGCCAGAUCAUCCCCACUGCUCGUCGUGUCCUGUACGCCUCUGCUCUGCUGGCUGAGCCUGCUCUGCUUGAGCCCGUCUACCUGGUCGAGAUUCAGGUCCCUGAGCAGGCCAUGGGUGGUGUCUACGGUGUCCUGACCCGUCGUCGUGGUCACGUCUUCAACGAGGAGCAGCGUCCUGGUACUCCUCUCUUCAACAUCAAGGCCUACCUGCCCGUCCUGGAGUCCUUCGGCUUCAACGGUGACCUGCGCCAGGCCACCUCCGGCCAGGCUUUCCCCCAGUCUGUCUUCUCUCACUGGCAGGUCCUGCCCGGUGGCUCUCCUCUCGAUGCCACCUCCAAGGUCGGCACCAUCGUUACUGAGAUGCGUAAGCGCAAGGGUAUCAAGGUUGAGGUUCCCGGUGUCGAGAACUACUAUGACAAGCUGUAA
This is a messenger RNA of Trichoderma gamsii, 2535 nucleotides long. Its product is annotated as elongation factor 2. The transcript is spliced from 3 exons. Gene Ontology annotation, cellular component: cytosol; ribonucleoprotein complex. Gene Ontology annotation, biological process: translational elongation. The coding region runs from base 1 to 2535 and encodes 844 amino acids. NCBI's taxonomy places the organism in Eukaryota, Fungi, Ascomycota, Sordariomycetes, Hypocreales, Hypocreaceae. The record is from RefSeq and is a predicted model, not a curated record. Gene Ontology annotation, molecular function: GTP binding; GTPase activity; ribosome binding.